AUCAUGAGGAUCGCCCUCAUGAAACAGGAAGACUAAUUCCUCUUCUUCACAUCAGACAAAUCUCAUUAUCGACUCAAAAUGGUUUCAAAACCUUCUGCAGUCGGUCCAAAAGCCUUCAUCUUAUCAGCCCUCACCAUAGGUCUAGGUGUUUUCCUCGCCCGCCCCAUUAAUCGCGUCACAACCGUUCUCGGCUUCUUCCGCACCCCAUCCUCCACCGUAGUCUCUGAUGCAGACUUCAUAACCAUCGACGACACAAUUGUCUGCGAAGACGUGCAUCUUCACUCUGGUUUACUCUACACAGCUUGUGAAGAUUCCUACGCACCGCGGUUCUCGUGGUUUCCUGGUCUGGGCGUUCUGCAUGAUCCCCUCACGGCUAGCAAGUCGCGUGGGUCUAUCCACGUCAUAGACCCCAAGACGUUUAAAUCGAAAAGAUUAGAAUUUGAGGACUUUGAGGGACCUUUUAUCACGCAUGGUAUUGAUGUUAUUGCUGAUCCUAAGGAUGAGAAUGGGGUUUAUAUUUUUGCUGUGAAUCAUGUUCCGAAUCCUGAGUACCUUCAGCAUGUUGUGGAUGGGAAGAAAGAUGAGUUUGGCGGAAACAAAGCUGCUUCUCGGGUUGAGAUCUUCCAUCAUCGUGUUGGAUCUUCUUCGGUUAAGUAUGUCCGAUCAAUCAGUCAUCCUUUGAUCCAGACUCCAAACGACAUUGUUGCUCUGUCCCCGACAAGCUUUUACGUCACGAACGAUCAUCAUUAUCGCGAGGGUCUUAUGCGACAGGUCGAGGAUAUGUACUAUGGUGCAAAAUGGUCAAACACGAUCUAUGUUGAAAUCACCGAUACCACCUCCAAGGAAUCGACAUCAGGAUUCAAUGCUUCCGUCGCUCUGACAGGCCUUCAUAACAACAACGGUCUCGACCACGGACGAGCUCCCAACGAAAUCGCCAUUGGAAGUGCAGCUAGCGGAGAUAUCCACAUAUCCACCGUCAAACCCGACCAUAGCAUCCAAGUCCUAGAAACAAUCCCAUUCGACGCAGCCGUCGAUAAUCCCUUCUACUACGCCGAUCCAUUCGCUAGUGGAGACAGCGACAGCAGCGGUUAUGUCUCCGCUGGUCUUUCAAAGGCCUGUGAGCUCGCAAACAACAUUGGCAUCGACACUGCUACUGAACCAGUAAUGGUCUGGCUCGCACAGCGAAAGGAUGGAAAGUGGGAGAAGAAGCUUCUUUUUGAAGACGAUGGAAAGAGACUGAGGUCUGCGGCUACAGCUGUGUUGAUUGGUAUUGACCCAAAGCUUGAGGGGGGUAAGAAGAAGGGUUGGUUGUUUGUCACUGGAUUCUAUUCACAGCAUAUAGCUGCUGUCAAGGUUGAUCUAUGAUGGCCUCCUGUUGGUGGUGGCAACGGAUGAGGCUCAUCACUAGCAAAUAUUGUAUCAAGAACUGAUAAGGCAAAUACUUUAAUCGGUUAUUGAUUGGAAGACGGAGAAUUUUGGCGGGUUACGGAAACUUGUCAAAGGCCGACAUAUACGCACAAGGGCCAUGUCAAAGGCUUGUUACGUCAUCCAUA
Messenger RNA from Fusarium odoratissimum NRRL 54006, 1553 nucleotides. RefSeq lists its product as uncharacterized. Lineage: Eukaryota; Fungi; Ascomycota; Sordariomycetes; Hypocreales; Nectriaceae. The record is from RefSeq and is a predicted model, not a curated record. The transcript has a single exon. The coding region runs from base 79 to 1365 and encodes 428 amino acids. Gene Ontology annotation, molecular function: arylesterase activity.